Neoarius graeffei (lesser salmon catfish) is the source of this 1920-nucleotide messenger RNA. It is a transcript of the gene rrp36, whose product is annotated as ribosomal RNA processing 36. Bases 113 to 1120 code for a protein of 335 amino acids. The transcript has 8 exons. The record is from RefSeq and is a predicted model, not a curated record. Lineage: Eukaryota; Metazoa; Chordata; Actinopteri; Siluriformes; Ariidae. Gene Ontology annotation, biological process: maturation of SSU-rRNA from tricistronic rRNA transcript (SSU-rRNA, 5.8S rRNA, LSU-rRNA). Gene Ontology annotation, cellular component: nucleolus; 90S preribosome.
CCGGACGCAGCCAGUGGCAAGUAACCUCACACCCGGAAGUAUUUGUUCCUGGAUCAAGGCGGCAUGGCUGUGUGUUGAUUACCUAAUCUUCUCUACAUUUGAAUAAAGCACGAUGGCGCCCAAGAGGAGACGAACGGCUCUUCAACAAAAUCUCCAGUUUGCAAGUCCUGUUCAAAUGAAAAGGUUUAAUCAAACGCAUGGCAUAUCGCCAUGUGGUGGUGAUGAGGAGGAGGAGGAAGAGGAUGUUUCAGAGAUGGAAAGAAACUUUGCUUUGUUCAAUAAACGCGGUCCUGCUGUGCAAAAAUCACAGAUGAAUGAUGAAUCUAAUGAAGCCACAGAGGACGAGGAUUACAGUGAGGAUUUUGUGACGGAGCACAGACAAGCCGAGAGUACGGACACGGACAUCACCGGCUCAGAGGAGUCACAUAACCAGAGAGACUGUCGGCCAAACACCACCAACACCGGGUUACACAACAAGACUGAGGUUAAAGGAGAUCUGUCAACACUGUCAUUUGAAGAGAUUAUAAGGUUACAAAGUAAAGUUGGAACUAAGGCAUGUAAUAAGCUUAAACAUGCCACAAAAAAGAAAACUCAGCAUUCUGAACCUGCAAAACGAAAGAGCAGCGACAGACCUCAAGAGAUUUCAGCCAAGAAGCCAGUUUCUUUUCUUAGAAAAUUAGGAUCCACUAAGGAACCUAUUUUGAGGGAUCCUCGUUUUGAUGAUCUUUCUGGUGAAUUUAAACCAGAAGUGUUCAGCCAGACAUACAGAUUCAUUAACAACAUCAGACAAAGAGAAGCAAAGAUGGUGAAAAAAAGGCUGAAGAAAGUAAAAUCGGAUGCAAAAAAAGAAGAAUUGAAAUCUUUUCUAAAGAGACUGGAGAACCAAAAGCGUAACCAUCAAAGACAAGAGCAGCAGAGAGAGAAGGAGCUUCAUUAUAAGAGGAAGCAGAGAGCACUGGUGGGAGAUGGACAUCAACCUUUCUAUCUCAAGAAAUCUGAUAAGAAGAAACUGCAGUUGGCUGAGAAGUACAACGAGCUGAAAAAGAGUGGGAAGCUGGAAAAUUUCUUGAGCAAGAAGCGGAAACGAAAUGCAGUUAAAGACCGCAGGAAACUGCCCUAAAAAACAGAAUGCGGAUCAGUCCAGUGAAAUAAGUAGAACUUGUCCACGUUUUGUUGGACAGCCUUUGUAAACAACAGUGCAGAGUUAGGGAUUGAACUGAGUAAUUGUCUUCUCAAAGGAUCUCACAAUGACAGCUUCUGGUUGAUUUAUUGUACAAAACAAUUGAACAUUUAAGAUGUUUUUUUUUUCUCCUCCUCAUGAAAAAAAAUAAAUAACAUGAACAGUGUUUUGACACAUUGGUGUAUAAUUUAAGGUGUGUGUGCUAUUUUGAAGCCAGCAGUAGAUGGUGUUCUUGGGCUUAUGUAUGUUUUCUUCCAAAACUUCAAAUAUGGUGCAUUUUGUGUGGCCCAUGUGCUGUCAGUCGACUCAGAAGUAAACUUUAGUCAACUUUUCUGAUUGCCAGCCUUACCUUGUGUUCCAGCUGUCAUACUCAGUCCAGCCAUUUAAAGAGUUCUCAUUGGCCAGACCAGCAGCUAUUAAAAUGCGGAAAUACACAUGCAGGCUGUUUAUAUUCUAUCCUUAGUUUGGGUUAUCUAGUUGUAUUUUUUUUUUUAAUUCUCAGAACUGCAGUACAAAAGCAAGCAGGUUUGGUUAUCUAGCUAAUGCAAACAUUAAUAUGAUUAAGUUUUAUAUUGAGUAUUUUCUAGUAAGUUUUAAUUCCUAUUGCUUUGUCAUUUUAGAGAUUCAUAGAAAUUGGCCUGCAUUAAACUGGCCUCAGAAGUUUUUCUGAGAUAAAAUGAACAAAAUGGACUUUUGUUUAAUAAUGAACUUGGUCAUAAAUAAAGGCUAAUAUAAAAAUG